AUGGAUCCUAUCGCUUUACAUCAUGCAAUGCUAUUGCAACAUCAUGCCCUGAAACUACAGCAAGACUCUAUGAUCAUGCUGAUGAUGUUGAGGUUGAGAAGAAAAAAAUAUACUAAAAAGAAAUAUUGGGUUGUUCCGUGGUUACGAGAACGUCAAAGAGAUCAUUAUGGCCAGUAUACCUCCCUCAUGAAAGAAAGGCUUGGAGAUGAAGCUUCCUAUCGGAACUAUCUGCGUAUGCCACUGGAGAUGUUCGACGAACUGUUGACCAGGGUUGGCCCCAGGAUUGAAAAGAUGGACACUUACUAUAGAAGAGCCAUAGAAGCAGGGGUGAAGUUGACCGUCACCUUAAGACAGCUUGCAACUGGCAUAGAUUACCCAAGCCUUUCUUAUGACUUCAGAGUAUCGCGCCAUACGAUAGCUACAUUCAUUCCACUUGUGUGUCAAGCUAUUGUGGAUGAGUACAAGAAUGAAGUUAUACCCUGUCCAACCUCAGCUGCCGAAUGGAAGGCCAUUGCUGAUGAAUUCGAGAGAAGAUGGAAUGUACCACAUGCAAUUGGGGCUCUAGAUGGUAAGCACGUGGCCAUCAGAAAACCAGCAAGUUCUAGAUCUCUGUACUAUAAUUACAAGAAGUUUUGCUCCAUCGUCUUUCUGGCUCUGGUGGAUGCGAAUACCAAAUUCCUGUUGAUCGAUGUUGGUGGUUUGGGACACCAAUCUGAUGCUCAGAUAUUCAACGCCAGUGAGCUGCACGAAUGCAUUGUUGAUGGUUCAGUUCAUCUGCCAGCAGCUGAACCUAUGACCAAUGAUGACGUUGAUGUACCAUUCUUUAUCCUAUGA
Saccostrea cuccullata (small rock oyster) is the source of this 834-nucleotide messenger RNA. Its product is annotated as putative nuclease HARBI1. The coding region runs from base 1 to 834 and encodes 277 amino acids. Lineage: Eukaryota; Metazoa; Mollusca; Bivalvia; Ostreida; Ostreidae. The record is from RefSeq and is a predicted model, not a curated record. The transcript has a single exon.